AUGGAUGCUGUUGUAUCUGUCAACACUCUAAACACAGGCUUGCCAGCUAAUCCCUCAGUGGUGCAUGGGCAUGUUGUACCUUUUAAAUUGGCGUGUGCAUAUGCUGUCCUGUAUUGGUUUCUUGAUCUGUCAAUUCUUUCCUCCCCAGGUCCCGCCUUCCCGACCCUGCGUAGCCAGGCGUUUCAGAGGGUGUUCAGGACCCGCUAUAAGAUAGAGACACGCCUGGGUGGAGACAACGCACACACAGCCAACUAUAGCCACACCCUCUCUUGGAGAGCUAAGAGGAUCCAGACGGCCAGGAGUGUACUCCAGAGCCGUCUGCGUCCCCCGGGACAGGACAGGCACCUCCCAGCCCAGCACUGGAGAGGUAGAGGGAGGAGCAUGCGCUGGAUCGGUGGCACCCUCUACAGCGUCUCAGCCAAUAAGCUGUCCCGCACCAUGACAACCAGUGCGCCAAUCAACAGAACAAUGAGAUGGUCUAAUCCACAGGAGAUUUCCCCCACCACCUCGAGUACUUUCUUCCGGCCAUCCAGCACUCGUUUUGUGGCCAGGUAGGCACUUUAGUACACACACACUGCUGCUACAAGACUCAUAUUAUGAUUGCUAAAUACUGCACAAUAGAAAAACCACUUGCUCCCUCCAAUCCCCCUUCCCCAGAACAUGUGUAAAUCCUGGACUAUGAAUUGUGCCUUCAUGUAUUAUACUGAUGCUAACAUG
This is a messenger RNA of Salvelinus sp. IW2-2015, 717 nucleotides long. Its product is annotated as zinc finger CCCH domain-containing protein 3-like. Lineage: Eukaryota; Metazoa; Chordata; Actinopteri; Salmoniformes; Salmonidae. The record is from RefSeq and is a predicted model, not a curated record.